GGAGCGUCACGACGCUCCAGACGUUUGAGAUACGCGCACCACGGAAAAUGUGAGCGAGCGUCGUCGCAUCGAUACCUCGCCACCGGAGUUUCUAUUUCUGUGCCCGUUCCUCAAGUGACACCUGCUCCAAAAGCGAAAUUGUCACGGCUGACAUAAUUCCUACGGCGCGCGCUGACUUCAUUUGGCGUUUGUGAUACUGGUGAACAGCUGACACACGCGUGUGUCAGGACUCAUCGCGAUAUGAAGAUGUAAACGAAGACACGCUAGUCAGAACUCAGUUGAGACAAAGUGAUUUAUACGUAUAUUUAUUGAUAUACAUAUAUACAUUGAACACAGUGUACCAGAGUGAAGUGACGUUUCUGUCGAUUGUCACAGAAAUUUUAUUGCCGUGAUGAAGCUGCACGAGAAGAAAGAAUCAGGCAUUCACAAAGUGCAAGAGGUACCUCUUGAGGAAUUGGACUUAUCAAAGGAGUACAAUGUGGAAAAGACUUUGGGCGAAGGUAGUUUUGCGAAAGUCCUACUGGCAACGCACAGAGCUACUCAAACAAGGGUGGUUCUAAAAGCAGUUCAUCAAGAACUCACAUCAGAGAAGGACUUUUUUCGGGAAUUCCAUUACUCGUACCACCUGAGUCCGCAUCCUAAUAUACUCUGCUCGUACGCAGUCGCCUUUAAGGCGGAGAAAUGUUUCGUCUUCGCGCAGGAAUACGCGCCGUAUGGCGAUCUCGCGGGCAAUGUGAAAGCCGGCGGACUCAGCGAAGACGCCUGUAAGAGACUCGCUGGACAGCUUGCUUCGGCCCUCGACUUCAUUCACUCAAAACAACUAGCCCAUCGCGAUAUCAAGUUGGAAAACGUGUUGGUGUUCGCGCAGGACAUGAGCAAAGUGAAGCUAUGCGAUUUUGGCUGCACAAGACGCGAGGGCACUCUCGUGAAUAAGAUUCGUUGCACCUGGGUGCCAUUCCAACCACCCGAGAUUCACGACAUCAUCAAGAACGAAAGGUAUGCUUGCAAGAGGAGCUCAGACUGCUGGCAGUUUGGCAUCGUCCUCUUCGUUUGCCUGACCGGCAAUCCGCCGUGGCAGAGUGCCGACCCGAUCCAAGACCCAGACUAUUCGGCCUUUCAACGAUGGCUGAAACGACGUACUACGAAAAUCCCACCGACUUUCCGCCGUUUCACUCCUAGGCUACUCCGAUACUUUAGGCGAGCAUUCGAACAUAAGCCAGACAAAAGGCCGCACGUGACCGAAAUCAACAAGUACCUAAAGGACUCGUGGUGUAUCAGUAAAAUCAGCCAUAGUGCGACGUCGACAUCGGUCGAUGUCAGCGAAAGCUUUGCUAAGCGAGGCGAUAGCCUGCUCUAUCUCGAUACCAUCUUAGACGAUCGACACAACGUGGACGAGAACAAGAACAAACUGAGGAAAUUGCUCAACAGUUACGGCCUGGAGACUACGGUGGACCAGAAAGUCGUCACCAAGAGGAUAUGGGAAUGGGUGAUGCAGUGCGACUCUAAUGUAGACACAGAGCCAGGUCUAAUCAGUAGCUUCAGCACGGAGAACAUGUGAGAGAUAGUGAGAACAAACAGCGAGCCGUGCCUUCGGGUCACUCGAGAAGAACCGAGUAAGUUCCGAAAGGGCAGCUGCUACAUGCCGUACAGAUGUGCCAAAUAAUCAGCUGAAGCUACAUACCUAAGAGACACUUUCCGGAAAUUUGUACGAAUAGUGUUCCACAAAAAAGAAGACCAAUCAGAACCCUAUUUCAGUAACAUUUCCAAAGUGUCGAAACGCUAAUCACAAGCGGACCAAUUACUAAUGAACUUCCUUAAUUACGUAAGAAUGAAGAUCACGAAAAAAUUCAAGAGACAAUGAUAUUUAUACUGAUUGGUGUUAAAAAACGAUAACUCAUUAUCACAAAUAUUUCCAGGCAGGUAAAUAUGUAAAGUAAAAGAUGUCAAGAUUUCUCUUUCUUCAUUAGUCUUUCUAGCGUUACCUCUAUGUUUAGAAUUUUCUGUUGCUUUGAGAAUUCGAAACAGAAACGAAAUGUCUCUUAAUCACAAGAUGCUCUUUAUUAAGUGUAAAUGUGAUAUAUAAAUAUUUAAAGAGAGAGAGAGAGAGAGAGAGAGAGAGAGAGAGAGAGAGAAUUUAUGUACGAAAGGACAAUGAUAAUUAAUUUGAUGUAUUAACUAUAGAGACAAUAAUGCCAGUGCAUAUGAUUUUUGCGUUAGUCAGUUGUCCUGGUAAACCGAUGGUCUUACAAUUAGUGAUGCCUUAUGCGCGAUUAGGCGCGAGGUUAGACAACUAUAUUUAAAGAUAUUUUGUAUAUCAUUCAAAUCUAUAAUCCCUUUCUGUUUAUAUUACUUAGUAAUGUAAUCUUAAUUGUUAGGCAAGAGUUAAGGAAGCAAGAAGACUGUAUAAUCCAGGGAUUCCCAAACUGGAGAUCGUAACUCCAAACGUAGCAUAGUGCGUGAAAAUAAUUUCGGAAACAAUCCAUUCUUAUUCCAUAACAAUCGAUAAAUGGAAAAAUGGAAAAAAAUUUUCAUUAUUACGUAAAUUGAGAAAUAUUUAUCGCGCGCUCUAUCUUUGAAAAUUUUUAUCAUACAAAUUCAACAGACAAUUUGUAUCGAAAAAAAGCCUCGAAAACAUUACAAAUGUCGAAGAGCCGAAAGAGGCCAAUAAGGAUCACAAAGCGAGAUGGACGAUCACCGGAAGCAUCAUUAACAACAAGAUGUAAAUCACACAAAUGUAGAUACAUUUAUAUAAACAGAUAUACAUUCGCAUUCAUGCUAGACAUGUAUAUACAUAUACGUGUGUACGUAUAUACGUAGGCAAAUAUAGUACACAUAUAUUCUUGUAGCAGUUUAUGGUGUAGCGCAUAGAGGUUCCGUUUGUACAAUUAGUUACGCCAUUUCGUGACGCUGAUAUAGGUGUACCGUAAAAUUGCAUGCACGUUGCGAUUCCAACAAUAAUUUUUCGUUAACGAUCUUAAAUGCAUUAAAACGUCCACGAAUAACAACAUGUCAAAUGGACGUUCCGCGACGAAUCAGUUGCCAAAUUCAUCCCUUGCUUCUUGCAAUUGUGUAUUUUGAUCGAUGCAAUUAAAAAAAAAUCGUGUCGCAAUCAGAGAUUUAUAAUUAAUAAAUGUAAUUAUAAUUACAAUUUGUAAUAUAAUUAUAAUUACAGUUACAUAUAAAUGGCAUCAGUUUUUAUUCUGAUCGUACGGUCUAAACUGAUUAAACUGAUUUAUAUUUUGCACGAAUAUCCAAAUUGCGCAAACGCAAAAUCAUAAGACUGAACUAGAAAAGCUCCUAAUGUAUUAAAAAAGAGGCAUUGGUUUAUUUUUUAUCCGCUUCCAACGGACAUAAUUUCCCGUAGACAUAAAAUCACCAGUAAAUAAAUCGCAACGUGUGGGACUCGAUCUUUCCCUAGAAUUCCGCAAGCGGAUCGUUAUCCGGAUGAUUGUACAUCUACAAAGGAUCGACGUUAACGUUCGGAAUCUAUGCGAAUGAGUGUUUCUAUAUAUUUGUACGUUGAAUGUGGGAGUAUAUACGCGCGAGCAUUAUGACAUCGCUACUCGACAAUAUUCGGACAAUUGUCAUUAUCUCACUGCUAUUUCUCCGUAUUGUCCGAAUUGACUGAGCGAUAAGAUAAACAAGUGGAGGAACCUUUGCAAGGAAACCAGCGCGUGUAGCCUCCAUUAAUACGAAGAAAUGUUUUGUAUAUAUCGAAAUAAAUUUUAAAAUUGUAUAAAAUUGA
Solenopsis invicta (red fire ant) is the source of this 3745-nucleotide messenger RNA. It is a transcript of the gene meng, whose product is annotated as serine/threonine-protein kinase meng-po. The transcript has 2 exons. Bases 392 to 1558 code for a protein of 388 amino acids. Lineage: Eukaryota; Metazoa; Arthropoda; Insecta; Hymenoptera; Formicidae. Gene Ontology annotation, biological process: peptidyl-serine phosphorylation; peptidyl-threonine phosphorylation. The record is from RefSeq and is a predicted model, not a curated record. Gene Ontology annotation, molecular function: ATP binding; protein serine/threonine kinase activity.